Molecule: messenger RNA, 2095 nt
Organism: Macaca mulatta (Rhesus monkey)
Lineage: Eukaryota; Metazoa; Chordata; Mammalia; Primates; Cercopithecidae
Gene: LRRIQ4
Product: leucine rich repeats and IQ motif containing 4
Cellular component (GO): cytoplasm
Molecular function (GO): protein binding
Source: RefSeq, a predicted model, not a curated record
ACAAAGAAGAUUAUGACAAAGCCCCCUCCUGCAAAGUGUUCACCGGCCUGUUCGGCCAGCGAACAAGCAGAGAGUAGCAUCAGCACAUGAUAAAGCCGUAGGGCUUUGGGAGCAAAAAGGGUUUUGUGCUCCCAAAGGGCGGGGCUACCUCCCCAAAGGGAGGGCUUCUUGAAGGAGGUGAUAUCUGGAUGGUCGGCUGCCAGAGGGCAGAAUGCUUGGUGCGUUCUGGGCAUGCGCAGAUUUUGAAUAUUUGAGCUUUUCUUCACAAUAAUGUCAAAAGACAUAAAAUCAGUAGAACAUUCACCUAAAAUUCAUCAGAGAAAUGAUCCACAGCACGUCAAUGAUAGAACAUUUUUCAUUGAUGCCUCUAAUCAGAGCUUGACUGCCAUUCCGUUGGAAAUCUUCACAUUCACAGAAUUAGAAGAAGUACAUUUGGAGAACAACCAGAUUGAAGAAAUUCCCCAGGAGAUUCAGCGUUUGAAGAACAUCAGGGUCCUCUACCUGGACAAGAACAACCUGAGGAGCCUGUGCCCGGCGCUGGGGCUGCUGAGCAGCCUGGAGAGACUGGACCUGAGCUACAACCCCAUCUUCUCCUCCUCCCUUCUCGUCGUCAGCUUCCUCCACGCCCUGCGCGAGCUCCGGCUCUACCAGACCGACCUGAAGGAAAUUCCCGUCGUCAUCUGUAAAAACCUCCACCAUCUCGAGCUGCUGGGACUGACCGGAAACCACCUGAAAUGUCUGCCCAAGGAAAUAGUGAACCAAACCAAGCUGAGGGAGAUCUACCUGAAGCGAAACCAAUUUGAAGCUUUCCCCCAGGAGCUCUGUGUUCUCUAUAAUCUGGAGAUCAUUGACCUGGACGAGAACAAAAUCGGUGCCAUCCCAGAAGAGAUCGGGCACCUGACGGGGCUGCAGAAGUUCUAUGUUGCUUCUAACAACCUUCCCGUUCUGCCCGCGUCCCUGUGCCACUGUAGCCAAUUGUCUGUGCUCGAUUUAUCCCAUAACCUCCUCCACUCCAUCCCGAAAAGCCUCACCGAGCUCAGGAAGAUGACGGAAAUAGGGCUGAGUGGGAACCGCCUGGAGAAGGUGCCAUACCUCAUUUGCAGGUGGACCUCGCUGCACCUGCUCUACCUGGGAAACACAGGCCUGCACAGGCUGCGGGGCUCCUUCAGGCGCCUGGUCAACUUGCGCUGCCUGGACCUAAGCCAGAACCAUCUAGACCACUGCCCGCUGCAGAUCUGUGCGCUGAAGAACCUUGAAGUCCUGGGACUGGAUGACAAUAAAAUAGGACAGUUACCUUCAGAAUUGGGCUCACUUUCAAAACUGAAGAUACUUGGACUAACAGGAAAUGAGUUCCUUUCCUUUCCGGAGGAAGUCCUUUCUUUAGCAUCUUUAGAGAAAUUAUACAUUGGGCAAGACCAGGGAUUCAAACUUACCUAUGUGCCAGAACACAUUAGGAAACUGCAGAGUCUUAAAGAGCUAUAUAUAGAGAACAAUCAUCUGGAGUACCUGCCCGUAUCCUUGGGGUCAAUGCCUAACCUAGAAGUUCUUGAUUGCCGGCACAAUUUGCUUAAACAACUUCCAGAUGCCAUUUGCCAAGCACAAGCUUUGAAAGAAUUACUGCUGGAGGACAACUUGCUCACCCAUCUUCCGGAGAAUUUGGAUUCCCUAGUGAAUCUUAAGGUUCUGACACUGAUGGACAAUCCCAUGGAAGAACCCCCAAAAGAAGUGUGUGCUGAAGGCAAUGAGGUCAUAUGGAAAUACCUCAAGGAAAAGAGAAAUAGGAAUAUAAUGGCAACAAAGAUUCAGGCGUGGUGGCGUGGAACAGUGGUACGGAAAGGAUUUGGGAAAUUCGGUGAACUACUAAAACCACGAAAGAAAGGAAAGACUUCUCCAAAAGAUAAGAAAGGAAAGAAGGAUGUAAAAGGAAAACCAGGAAAGGGAAAAAAGAAAUAAUCCUAUAAAUUGAUAAAUUGGAGUACUGGACCUAGAUGGAUUAAGAAGGCAAAAUAUCUAGGAAUUAGAUGCCUACUACAUUAAAAUUAUUCAUAAAAUUAUGUUUAUGUGUAAAAAUAAAUGAUUCUUACUUUUACUGAAA